Molecule: messenger RNA, 2266 nt
Organism: Cololabis saira (Pacific saury)
Lineage: Eukaryota; Metazoa; Chordata; Actinopteri; Beloniformes; Belonidae
Gene: slc66a1
Product: solute carrier family 66 member 1
Exons: 9
Coding region: 236-1168 (310 amino acids)
Source: RefSeq, a predicted model, not a curated record
ACUUAUUUCAGACGUGAAGAAUCAGAGCUAAGAGUCUGACACCAGGAAACUUGGAGCUGAGUUGCUGAGUCGUCAGUCUGACUGCGCGUCAGCUGACACUUAAAGAUUUACCUCGGAUGUUUGCAUAAAUAACAAGCGGAAGCUUCUUUUCACUCUCGGACACACUCGGCUCCGAUCUCAGAGCUUGUUAUUCUGUCCAGGAUUGCUCGGUUAGCAGCUCCAGAGGCAGCAGACGAUGGGCACGAAGGGAGUCCUCGCCCGUGUGACCUUCGGAUGGACCACUGCAGGAAACUUCACCACCAUGUGUCCCAACGGGUCCGAAUGGGUUUGGGAAGGCCUCGGUGAAUGUGCCCAGGACGGGAGGGACAUGGCCAGCAUCUACCUGGGGCUCCUGUCCAUCCUCUGUUUCAUGGUGUCGUCACUUCCACAGUACUACAGCUCCUGCAAACGAGGGAACAUGGACAGCGCUCUCUCUAUUUGGUUCCUGGUGCUGUGGUUGGGGGGGGAUUCUUGCAAUCUGGUGGGCUCCUUUUUGGCAGACCAGCUUCCUCUUCAGACAUAUACAGCAGUUUAUUAUGUCAUAGCUGACCUGCUGAUGCUGUCCAUGUACAUGUACUACAAGGUCAGGAACCGAAGGGCUGCAAACAAGCGGGUUUUGCACGUGGUGGGUAUAUCCCUCUUCCUGGGGCUCACUGCACUCAGCCAUCUCCCGGGAGCAGAUCCCCAACCUGGGAUGGCUUCCUCUGGAUUCAGAAGUCGCUCCUUGCUCUCCACAUCUGACGCCGGCCCCAUAACGGGUUUUACUACGAGGGAGAUUAUCGGUUUCUCCAUUGGCUCAGUGUCAUCAGUCCUCUACCUCUGCUCCAGACUGCCACAGAUAUACACGAAUUUCAAGAGGAAGUCGACAGAGGGGGUGUCCUACUUCUUGUUCGGACUGGUCAUCCUGGGAAACACCUUGUACGGCCUGAGCGUCCUGCUGAAGAACCCGGACAACGGCCAGGGCGAGAACAGUUACCUCAUCCAUCACCUGCCCUGGCUCGUCGGCAGCCUCGGCACCCUCACCCUAGACCUCGUCAUCUCGGCUCAGUUCAUCAUUUAUCGCAGGUUUCCGAUUCAAACCAUAAACGCCGGCGACUUCGACGAGGAGGCGCCUCUGAUCGGGAGCUAAAACGGUUCUGGCUGGAUCCGAGUGAAAACUCACCUCCAAAUACUCAAAAUCACAUUUCCAAGAAAGUAAAAGAAAAGCAAAGCUUUAUUUCUGAAUUGUACUUUAAUUCUUUUUGUUUUAUUUAUUACGUUUUUCGCCCUCAUUCUUGUUUACAGUGAGUUGUUGUUGUGGACGGAUGAAAUGCUUCUCUUGAGUUUAGCUCGUCUUCUAGUGAUUUUAAUAUUUUAAAGGGAAAGUUCGGUGUUUUGGGCGUCGGACAUGUAGGGAACGAGCGCGGCCAGCCAUCCCCGUUCUGUUUCUCUCUGAUAUAAAACAUUAGUCUGGAAAGUUCUGUCAGGAAGUGAUGGGGUAGGACUGGCUGGGCGGGAUGGAGACUCCUGUUAACCUGAGACGGAUGUAAGACACGGUACCACUGGGUUUCUCUGAGACACUUCUGGUGCUUUUAAGUCAGCGAACACUAGGACGGUUGGUCUUCUAGCCCCGUCUGCAGAGCAGAACCAAUUUGUCGUUGGAUUUAAUUACAAGUUGUAACAAGUGCCAACAUUUAAAAGAAGCAUGUUUCUGAGUUUAUUGUGCAAUUUAUCUCUUUAUUUGUAGUUUUUUUUUUCUGAACAGAUGCAUGAACCACUUUGAUUGCACUGUUGAUAAAAGUUAUGUCUCUAUUGUGUGAAUUUUGAAAACUUUGUCACAUUCUCACCUCCAUAGUUUGCACAUUUUGGCACCGAACAACAAAAAAAGAAGCUGGUUUUGUACUUUUUGAGAAAUGUAAAUAUGUUUGGUUGGUCAGUGUCCUGUAGAGAUUAAACAAAUGAUAAAAUACGGCUAGUUUCUUUCUCCUCCGGUUAUUUGUGAGGUCUUGAUUUUUAUUUUCAGUUCCUGAAAAGUUUCGACUACGUUUAAAAUAUUAAUAAAAAGAGAAUGCAAUGAUUUGAAAAUAUCACAAACCCAUAUUUUAUUCACCGUUAAACAUAGAAAACAUUAAAAAAAAAAGAGUAAAAGUUGGAGUUUAGUGGAGGGGAUAUGAUUCACUGCUCAACAGUUUUUCGUCAUGAUGUACCGUAUUUCUUUGUUUCAUGAUUAAUUAAAUGUUUCCAGUUG